AAAAAAACACAAACUCCGCCUUCCUCCGCCGCCCGUCACCGCUACCAUGUCGGCCACCGUUCCUCAUUCCCUCCUCCUCAAGAACCCGACCAACUCCCUCAAACCCACCUCUCUCGCCACCCAAUUUGGCAGCUUCCCCACCAACCUCUCCCUUCCCACCACCACUCCAAAACCAUUUGCCAUAACAUGUUCAUCCGCCGCCGCCACCACCACCACCCCAAUCCCGGCCGCCGCAUCGACCUCCGCAUCCUCAAAUCGCGUUUUCAAUUUCGCCGCGGGCCCCGCUACCCUUCCUGAAAACGUUCUUCUCAAAGCUCAAUCGGAGCUCUACGACUGGCGUGGGUCUGGUAUGUCGGUGAUGGAGAUGAGCCACCGUGGUAAGGAGUUCCUCUCCAUUAUUCAAAAGGCCGAAUCAGAUCUGAGGGAACUUCUCAACAUUCCUUCAGAUUACGAUGUCCUCUUCCUCCAAGGUGGCGCCACCACCCAAUUCGCCGCCAUCCCGCUUAACAUUUGCCAGCCGGACGACGUCGUGGAUUACGUUGUUACCGGUUCCUGGGGAGACAAGGCUUAUAAGGAAGCCGCGAAAUUCUGCAAGCCCAAGGUGAUCUGGACCGGAAAGCCCGACAAGUACACCAACAUUCCCGGCUUUGAUUCGUUGGAACAGAGCCCGGAUGCUAAGUAUUUGCAUAUAUGCGCCAAUGAAACCAUUCACGGUGUUGAGUUCAAGGAUUAUCCCACACCCAAAAGUUCCAACGCCAUUUUGGUUGCGGAUAUGUCAUCAAACUUCUGUUCGAAGCCAGUGGAUGUUUCCAAGUUUGGAGUGAUCUAUGCUGGGGCUCAGAAGAAUGUUGGCCCAUCUGGAGUUACCAUUGUGAUUAUAAGGAAAGAUUUGAUUGGAAAUGCUCAGCCAAUUACUCCAGUUAUGUUGGAUUACAAGAUCCAUUCGGAGAAUAAAUCGCUGUAUAACACCCCUCCUUGCUAUGGAAUUUAUAUGUGCGGGUUAGUGUUUGAGGAUUUGUUGGCUCAGGGUGGAUUAGGUGAGGUUGAGAAGAAGAACAAGAAGAAAGCCCAGAUCCUGUAUGAUACCAUUGAUGGCAGUAAUGGAUUUUACAGAUGCCCUGUUGAGAAAUCCGUGAGGUCAUUGAUGAAUGUGCCGUUUACUUUGGAGAAAUCUGAGCUUGAAGCUGAGUUUAUCAAGGAGGCUGCUAAGGAGAAGAUGGUUCAGCUCAAGGGGCAUAGGUCGGUUGGUGGAAUGAGGGCUUCUAUAUACAAUGCUAUGCCCUAUGAUGGAGUUGAGAAGUUGGUUGCUUUCAUGAAGGAUUUCCAGGCCAGGCAUGGUUGAUAUUAUGGAUUUGGUUUCAGGGAAUUGUAGCACUACUUCAUUGUUUUUGGUUUUUCGGAUCAUUUCGGGAUUUUGCUUUAGAUUGUUUUAGUAAUUCUGUUUAAGAACACUAGAGUUUGGUUUACUUUUGGAGUAAAAUAAACCCAUGCAUGGAACUGUUUACCUGUACCGUAAUACCUAUCAGUAAUGAUCAGCAUCACUGAAGAAUCCAGUGAGAGCUUCUGCUUUUUUUUUUUUUUUGUUACUUACUAAUGUCUGCAAUUGUAUAUCAAGCAUUAUUGUGAUCAAUGGAUG
Molecule: messenger RNA, 1636 nt
Organism: Oldenlandia corymbosa var. corymbosa
Lineage: Eukaryota; Viridiplantae; Streptophyta; Magnoliopsida; Gentianales; Rubiaceae
Source: the annotation of a GenBank genome assembly